UUCACUCGUGAUUACGAAUUCAUCAAGUGACUCACUAUCGUCUCACCUCUUUCACCAACCGUUGCCCCAAUCGUGAGGACAUUUCAGUGUUCAUCAGAUAUUCUCAGAGCUAAAGCCUUGAAAUCGGGAAAAUUCUAGUGAUCCAUAAACACCAUGGAACCCACGAUUUUCUUGAAAGUGAUGUUCCUCUUGGCGAUGGUGAUGGCCGUGAUACCGGGGAAUACGGCUACGAUCGCGGAACCCAAAGCCCCCAAUUUUCAGUACUUCGAAAGGCCGAAGUAUCGUUACCCGUAUUACGAUGAGAAUGGCCGGGGAAGAUUGCUGUACGGAUACGGUGGCCCAGAACUCUAUCAAUACCGCACGUACAGCGCUCUGGAAGGCAUCCAUUAACAAGACCAAAUUUCCCCUAAUGAAUAGAUUAAAUGGAUGAAUGAAUUAACCAGAAUAGUUUAGAAUAGAUCCAGAAAACCCGAAUUAAUUAUUAUUAAUUCUAAUAACUUAUGAAUGAUUCCGUUAUAAAUUCCAUCGAUUUAUUCACCAAUAAAUAAAUCAAUGUGUCAAAUUUCCUGGAAUUUGUGCAAAUCUGAAAUAAUAAUAAUGUAUUGAAUACAAAUCGAGUUGAAUAACUCCAAUAAUAAUUGAACUGCUCUUCAUUUUAUAUUUUCUUUUAUUUCCCAAUUCUCCAUUUUUAAUUGACUUAUAAAGAAAACACAAUAUUUAUAUUCAAGUCGAGAAAUACGGUUAAAAUUCAGUGAUCCUGUACAGAUAGCAAAUAUUUAGCCACGAUUUAUAAAUAGAAAUUGACAAUUAAUUAACAAAAACAAAUAUACUUUAAUGAGUGGAUUGAAUCGAUUAAUAAAUUAACUAGAGUAGUUUAGAGUAGUUAUAGAAACCCAAAGGGGUAAUUAUCAUAAAUUAUUAUCAAUUUAUCAUCACCAUUUAUAAAUUAUAAUAAUUUAUGAACAGUUCCCUUAUAAAUUUCAUAGGAUUUGAGAGAAUCUGAAAUAAAAAUAAUGUAUUGUAUGCAAAUCGAAAUGCUCUUCAUUUAAUAUUUUCUUUUAUUUACCAAUUCUCCAUUUUUCAUUGACUUAUAAAGAAAACACAAUAUUCAUAUUCAAGUCGCGAAAUGCGUUUAAAAUUCAGUGAUCCUGUACAGAUAGCAAAUAUUCAGCCACGAUUUAUGAGUAGAAAUCGAUAAUUAUUCCCUCCACUGAAUGAUACAUUUGUCAAGCCUCUCUGCACCGACAAUUUGUCCCGCCACCUGCCGAACAAUAUCGGUGGAGAUAGGCCCACAUUUACAUAGCACCAAUUCCGAAUGUUGAUAAUAUUUUUGUAAUCACAGUUGAGAAUCACUAAUUCAGCCCUUCAUCAUCAUUCAGAUAUUCCAA
Molecule: messenger RNA, 1388 nt
Organism: Diachasma alloeum
Lineage: Eukaryota; Metazoa; Arthropoda; Insecta; Hymenoptera; Braconidae
Exons: 3
Coding region: 154-390 (78 amino acids)
Source: RefSeq, a predicted model, not a curated record